AUGUCCACGAUAUCCACUAUUGCCGCCCAACAUGCGAGCCUCGCGCUCUUGUCAGAUGUGCCCCGGCAGCCUCAAGUCAAAGGAGGCAAAGACGCCGUUGCGACAGGAGGUUAUGAUUUCGCAGGUAUUCCUGAGAUAAAUGAUCCAUACAAGAAACGCCAAUGGCAACUCGAGCACAUGGCAGGCGCAUUCAGAGUCUUUGCUCGAAAGGGCUUCACCGAGGGAACGUCUGGCCAUAUCAGUGUUCGAGACACCGUAGAUCCAACGACCUUUUGGAUUAAUCCGCUAGGUGUCCAUUUCGGCAUGCUCAAAGCCAGCGACAUGGUUCACAUCAACGAAGAAGGACAAGUCAUUGGCGGAAACAAGACGGCAGUCAAUGCGGCGGGAUUUGCAAUCCACAGCGCCAUUCACCGCGCCAGACCCGAUAUCAAUGCGGCAUGCCAUACUCAUUCAAAGUAUGGAAAAGCUUGGUCCAGCUUUGGGAGACCGUUGGAUAUCAUUAGCCAGGACACUUGCAACUUUUGGGGCAUACAAGCCGUGUAUAAUGAUUUCGGAGGAGUCGUCCUGACAGAUGAAGAAAGCCAGCGUGUGGUAGAUGCUUUGGGUUCAAAGGGGAGAGUCUUGAUUCUCCAAAACCAUGGAAUUCUGACUGCAGGUGGCACAGUUGACGAAGCAGCAUAUCUCUACACCCUGAUGGAACGCUCGUGCGAAGUCCAACUGCUUGUAGAAGCUGCAGGGUUGGAAAAGAAGAUUAUCCGGGAUGAGAGUGCCGAGUACACUGCGAAAGUCAAUGCCGACCCCGAAACAUUGUAUACUGAGUUUCAGCCCGACUUUGAGUAUGAGAUCUGGAAGUCUAAGGGAGAAUUGAAGAAGGACUUUUGA
Molecule: messenger RNA, 882 nt
Organism: Pestalotiopsis fici W106-1
Lineage: Eukaryota; Fungi; Ascomycota; Sordariomycetes; Amphisphaeriales; Sporocadaceae
Exons: 3
Coding region: 1-882 (293 amino acids)
Cellular component (GO): cytoskeleton
Molecular function (GO): actin filament binding
Source: RefSeq, a predicted model, not a curated record